AUGAAGUUUCACGUUCUCGGCACCUCUGCAAUGCUCUUCACCAUUGUCCACGCACAAUUUUUUGGCGGUGAGAUUGUUGGUGGUGAUGAAUGCGACGAUUUUGGGAAGAAGUGCAGCACGACUUUGGAUUGCUGCGGUAUUUACUAUUGCCGCGCCGUAGAUGACAAGCCUUAUAAAAUAUGUAAGGUGGAAGAAUGCCGUGCUCUCGGCAAAGGUUGCCAGGUUGACUCGGAGUGCUGCAGUGGGGUUUGCAGCUGGGUGGACCCUAAAAAUUCGGGCGCUCGGGAAUGCAAGAAGGACCGAGCUUGCCGAACCAAAGGAGAUAUCUGUAGCGGCAUCUAUGGUUGCUGUGAGGGUCUCAAAUGCACUACAGAUUCCGGUCAAACACGACGAUGCUACUAG
This is a messenger RNA of Fusarium proliferatum ET1, 402 nucleotides long. RefSeq lists its product as uncharacterized. The transcript is spliced from 2 exons. Bases 1 to 402 code for a protein of 133 amino acids. The record is from RefSeq and is a predicted model, not a curated record. NCBI's taxonomy places the organism in Eukaryota, Fungi, Ascomycota, Sordariomycetes, Hypocreales, Nectriaceae.